GGAGAAGUAGAGAUGGGUGAAGAGACGAGUGGUUCCCUAGGCGACGCUCGAGCUACGAUGUGACCUAGCAGCAUAAGGGCAAAUACAAAUAAAGAAGAGCGGGUUACUAAUAACAACAACAACAAGUGGAUGGGUUUGUGGUUACUUAGGAAGUUGCAAACUUUGAACACAACACCAUAACCGCUUACCAAAACCGCUAGCUAUUAGAUGAUCAUUCAAAGGAAAAGACGGUGUUAGUAAUUACUACUCGCAUAUCCAUAUCUGAUAUCCAUAUCCAGAUCGAUAGAUACUCAUACUACUGUUACUUUGUAGGGUCCCUCCCUUCCUCCUCUGUCUCACUGGACUUACAGUACUGUUCUAACCGUACUCUGACCCCCUUUAGUGGCAUAGAUUGAGGUGGUACUUAUUCAUAUUUUCCUAUUCUUUCCUCUCCUAACUCCUAACAACACAACACAACACCCUUUCUCUUUCUCUUUCUCUUUCUCUUCUCAACCAUACCUCAAUCUCACACCUACUGUACUCUAUUCCUCUUCUUCUUAGAUGUGACUCACUUUUUUCAAUUUUCUUUUUUCUUUUUGUGUGGUUAGGGUUUACAUGCAAAAAGCACACAUUUCUUUCAACCCUUGAUUUUAUCAUCAUCAUCAUCAUGCAGUAACAAAAAAUAUAUCUUUUUUCUUCUGAGAUAAUUAAGAUAAGGUUUUGAUUUUACCGAUUCAGCUGCAGAGUUAGAUAGAUCUGAGUUUGGAGAUUCAAACAAACUUGAUAUUUAUAAAUCUGAAGAUGGCGAAUAAUUGGUGGACUGGGAAUGUAGCUAUGAGUCAAAGAGAAAGUAUGCCAUCAUCUCCAUCAUCACUUCAUCUCAAAAGAGAACAAGAACAAGCGGAAGAAAACAGCAAUAAUAGCAGCAACAACAACACAAACGAAGAUGAAGAAAACAACAACAACAACAACAACAACGUUGAUGAACAAAACCCUUCUGAACCAGGUAGCAGUAGCCGCCGUCCACGUGGCAGACCACCAGGUUCCAAAAACAAACCAAAACCACCCAUCGUUAUAACCAAAGAAUCCCCCAACGCUCUCAGAAGCCACGUCUUAGAAAUCAUCAGCGGUAGUGACGUGGCGGAGAGCAUAGCCGCCUUCGCUAACCGCCGACACCGCGGUGUGUCCGUCUUAAGCGGGAGCGGCAUUGUUGCUAAUGUAACGCUUCGACAACCGGCUGCUCCCGGUGGUGUUAUUACUCUUCAUGGAAGAUUCGAGAUACUCUCGCUUUCCGGCGCUUUUUUGCCGUCUCCUUCGCCGCCUGGAGCCACCGGACUUACUGUUUAUUUAGCCGGUGGUCAGGGACAGGUUGUCGGCGGUUCUGUGGCGGGUUCUUUGAUUGCCUCUGGACCUGUUAUGGUUAUUGCAGCUACUUUUGCUAAUGCUACUUAUGAAAGGUUACCAUUGGAAGAUGAACAAGGUGAUGAACAAGAAAUGGAAGUGCAGCAGCAGCAACAACAAUCUGGUGUGAAUUCAGCAACUAUUGCAGCAGCAGCAGCAGUUACUUCUUCAUCUCAAGUUUUGAAUGAACAACAGCAACAUUUACAACAUCAGGUUUCAAUGCCUAUGUAUAACUUGCCACCCAAUUUGAUACAUAAUAGUCAUCCAAUGUCUCAUGAUGUGUUUUGGGGUGCACCGCCUCCUCGACCUCCUCCUCCUCCUUUCUGAGUAAAGGAGGAGGACGAAGUCUGUUAAUCAUGUUUGAUCUUUCUGACUACUUGUUUUGUGCAGUGUGACUGUUUCUGUUGUAAGAAUAUAUAUAUAUAUUUAGCAAUGUUAGGACUUAGGAUAUGUUUUGUCGAUUUGUUUGUUUUGUUUGGCUGUAAGAAAAUUAUCUUUAGAUAAUAUUGUACUACGUUGUUUCUUUUUA
Messenger RNA from Cicer arietinum (chickpea), 1909 nucleotides. Lineage: Eukaryota; Viridiplantae; Streptophyta; Magnoliopsida; Fabales; Fabaceae. The record is from RefSeq and is a predicted model, not a curated record.